AUGAUUCUUGAAAAAGAUGACGAUGAUCGGUCGUAUCGCUCAGCGUCAAAAAAACAGACAUCGCUCUCGUGCCUCUCAUUUGUUGCAUAUUUACAUUCACUAUAUUCUUCAGCUUCACUUAUGAAGCACCCUCGCUUGUCAGCGAUUGUUCUUUUUGCUACCGCCAGAUACUUGCGACGCAUUCCCGGUGACCGGUCCGAAGAUUCUGAGCUGUCUGCUUCCCUCUACGCGCUGCCUCGCUCGUCACCGGACACUUCCACUGCUUUCAGCUUCCGUAGAUUCGUAUCUGUGGCCCCGUCGAUUUUGGCCAAAGCAUAA
This is a messenger RNA of Serpula lacrymans var. lacrymans S7.9, 318 nucleotides long. RefSeq lists its product as uncharacterized. Lineage: Eukaryota; Fungi; Basidiomycota; Agaricomycetes; Boletales; Serpulaceae. Bases 1 to 318 code for a protein of 105 amino acids. The record is from RefSeq and is a predicted model, not a curated record. The transcript has a single exon.